Molecule: messenger RNA, 447 nt
Organism: Haemonchus placei
Lineage: Eukaryota; Metazoa; Nematoda; Chromadorea; Rhabditida; Trichostrongylidae
Source: the annotation of a GenBank genome assembly
AUGUUUUCAUUCAACAAGGAAGAGGCUGUUACAGCAUAUUCAUCAUCGGAUCUUGUUGCUGGUUUAGUCUACUACCCUAUGAUCGUGCUAGUUUUUGGAGUUGGUGAUUCAAUAAUAGGCAUUGCCCUCACCACACUGUACUCAGAAAUAAUUGGGCCAAGACGACAGGGAACCCUCCAAGGAGUACUUCAAAUGUCAGGAUCUAUAGGAAGUAUGCUUGCACCUCUCAUUUCGAGGCAAGUCAUGGUUUUGCUUAGAGUGACUGGAACUAUUAAUUUUGUUCCUGACUUUUCUCUUUAUAUGGAAUUUGGUCCACAAGCACCAUGGUCACUAGCCAUCGCUGAGAUAUCAGUGGUAGUUGCUCUGUGGCUAGCGUUUCAUAAGAAGAUGGUCCCACUGCGGGCAGAGAAUAUGUCUGCCAAAUCCACCGCGAAGGAGGAGCCUUGA